GCAAACAUGCCAGUGUCAAGAAUGAGGAUGAGGCCAUGGCUUGAGAAGAUGAUCGACUCCAACGCCAUCUCCGGCCUGAACUGGGUGGAUAAGGACAGGACGAUGUUCUCGAUUCCGUGGAAACACGCCGCUCGACACGGCUGGGAAUUAGACAAAGACGCGUGUCUGUUCAAAGAAUGGGCCAUUCACACAGGGAAAUACGUUCCAGGACAGGCCUGUGAUCCCAAAACAUGGAAAGCCAACUUCCGCUGCGCGAUGAACUCCCUGCCUGACAUCGAGGAGGUGAAGGACAGGAGCGUCAACAAAGGCCACCAAGCCAUGCGUGUCUUCAGGAUGCUGCCUGCUGCUCCCAAAGGCAGAGACAAACGAAGCAAAGUGAGGGAAACCAAGUCAAGGAAGAAGAGCCAACCCGUCAAGAUAAAGGAAGACUCAGACUACAGUGACAUUGUGUCCCCCAUGAACGUGCCCCCACCUGAAGAGACCAUGUCCACUCAAGAAAACAGAGUUGACAGCACAGUGCACAUGGACCAGGAAGAUUUCUCAUUCGUGGCUCAAUCCGAAGUUCCAGAUUGGUCCCUUUCAGUUGAGAUCGGGCCUGACGUUUUAUCUCACAGAUUUGAAGUUUCCCCUGAUCACAGCCCUGAUUACGAAUAUCCUCAAGACAUCAUUGAGAUUUGCCAGCAGCUUGAGAAAGACUCACUAUGGAUGUACAAUUCAGACGGCAAGGGGUUCCUGAGCAAUGAAGCUUGCACGAGUCCAGGGAGCCAGUGGAGUGAAUCUUCCUCAGUCGAAGAAGUAGACGACACGCCACAGUACACAACUUUGGGCACAGACUUCACAAACUCCACAGACGACUUCUGGGACAGUUUGUGUCAGCAGAUCCCUCACCUGUAA
Messenger RNA from Nematolebias whitei (Rio pearlfish), 894 nucleotides. It is a transcript of the gene irf1b, whose product is annotated as interferon regulatory factor 1b. Gene Ontology annotation, cellular component: nucleus. Gene Ontology annotation, biological process: regulation of transcription by RNA polymerase II; immune system process. The transcript is spliced from 9 exons. NCBI's taxonomy places the organism in Eukaryota, Metazoa, Chordata, Actinopteri, Cyprinodontiformes, Rivulidae. Gene Ontology annotation, molecular function: DNA-binding transcription factor activity, RNA polymerase II-specific; RNA polymerase II cis-regulatory region sequence-specific DNA binding. The record is from RefSeq and is a predicted model, not a curated record. Bases 7 to 894 code for a protein of 295 amino acids.